Molecule: messenger RNA, 3603 nt
Organism: Pseudomassariella vexata
Lineage: Eukaryota; Fungi; Ascomycota; Sordariomycetes; Amphisphaeriales; Pseudomassariaceae
Exons: 2
Coding region: 1-3603 (1200 amino acids)
Molecular function (GO): protein binding
Source: RefSeq, a predicted model, not a curated record
AUGGAUGAAAAACCCACCAAGACGGCGACGGCAAGGGCGCUGUCCGCCUUCGUCAGACUGCCGGACGAGAUCAUUCAGCAAAUACUUCAACUUGUUGACCCGAAUUCCUUUGCAUCUCUGGUUCUCCUCAAUUCGAAAUGGAGGUGCGUCUCUCAACAGGCGCAUCUCUACGCGCUCCACCUCUCGCGAUGUCCCUCAUAUUCAGCCACUCACAAUGCCGUGCCCAUGGCUUCGGUGAACAACGACAGCUUGCCGAAACUGCGUCGAUUCUUUGCCCGCGAGGUCAAGAGGAAUCUGUUCGAGGCCUACCUCCGGCCCAAAACGAUGACCGUCAAGCUCAUCUCCAACUCGAUCAGCUCCUCCUCGGUGCCCGGCGGCGAAGGCAUGCAGUUCAGCCCCUCGCCGCGCGGCCACCAUUUGCUUGCCUACAACUCGUCACGCAUUUAUGUUAUCGACCUGAGGGGCGCAGAGCUGGACGUGAAAAGGGAGUUGAAGAUUCUCCGCCGGCCAGUAUCUACAUGCAUUCUCGAUGACGGCAGCGUGCUUGCCGUCUUGUCAACCGAUACGCAAGUCGACUUGUAUGACCUGCGCCAAAAGCCCCCCAAGCGGACUCAAUCCUUGAUUCUCGACCAUACCCCUCGCACCAUUGCUAUGUCGCCGUGCGGCAGUGUGCUGGCAGCUGCCUACGAAGGCGGGAUAGAAGUGUCUUCACUUAGUCCCGGAGCCUUGCCGACAGAACGAAGAGCGGUCAAAUGCGACGGUGUCGACUCACUGGCCUUCUCCUUCGACGGCACUCAAUUACUUGGAACAACCACCCACACACAGCCGCCAAACACGGUCAUUCUGACUGCGCCGUACUACGACCCUGGAAGUCACAUGGGCGACGAUAACAUCAGUGCGCUGUGGACUGCCUCGAUUCUGUUCCCGAAUACGAGCCGGGACUGCAGCCAUGCUGUUCUUCUCCAGGAGUCGAGCUCGCAAGAAGCCAGUUGGACUUUCACGUACGACAGGAGCUUCGAGACGUUCCGUGCGGUGCGAAUAGACGACCUCCGCAAUGGAACUACAUAUUUCACAGGGCCAAUUCCCAACACCCAACCGCCGCUACUCCCGUGUACUUUACCUGCGGCUUCGUACUGUGGGGAGCUAGUGUCGGCUGGCUUUGAGGGCCAGGAUGUUUGGCUUUAUGGUAUACCUGAAGACUUGGAGGCCGUUUCCGACUCAACUUCAGCUCCCUCAGAUUCUGGGCCGUCAGGCACGAGCAGUCGGGGUAAUUUGCCAGCUAAUCGUCCGCCUUCUGUCCGCACUUCUUCGCGGGCGCAAGAAACAAACGGUGGCAGAGUUCCCCAGUGGCAGGUUCUCUGUGACAAGUAUCGAAAUACUUUCGUCAGCGGUCGCAAGCUGGCUGAGUUGAGAGGCGUGAGUACCGUGAAAUGGGUGGCCGAGUACGGCAACAGUCUACUCCAAGAACGCCUGAUCAUUGCCGCUUGUGGAAUACAACCGCCCAAGCCUAUCACCGAAGAAGACGAGAUUGAUUUUGUGGACGGCGGGAGGGUCACGAUUUUCGAUUUUGACUUUGGGAUAGAGAAUGGGGAGGUGAUAGAUCUCACGAUCGAGGUGGGCACUAAAGAACCCGAGGUUCUGGAAGAAGAGCAUCGGGAUAUGGCGACUGAAGUGGCCAUAGUUCGAAGAAGAACAGUGGCACAGCGAGGUGGGAAUCGAUCGAGCAUUAUGCGCUCCGCACCGACUGCAGUUUCCCAGUCGGAGUCUCUGUUACGGCCACAUGUGUCCCCACUUCCUGACAGAGAUGAUGAGGACGACCCUUUGAUUCCCCGCCGCAUGAUCGGACCUAGAAUGGAAGCUCGUGCACCUUCUAACGAAGCAGCCGAAGGGCCCGAAGAGGCCACGCUCGAGGAGGCCCAGGAAGCUCUUGAUGCGCCCUACGCACAUGCAAGUCCUCGCUCAGGCACGACAUUGCGCCGUGCCGCAACUGCCGCGGCAGUCAACCGUCGUCUGCAUCCUUCAGCAGCGACGGCAGGGCGCGUAGAGUAUAGACGGGCAGACGGGCGAGCAGAGCACCCUCACGAGAGUGAUGCUGACAAUUGGGUUCCUCCACCCCCGCCGUAUGCUAAGGAAGACCCAGGGGACUUGCCCGCCUUCCUUCGCCAUGCUGCGAUUCCCGGUGUCCGCCUCGACGCUAGAGACACGCAGGUGCCACCUCCACCUGCGACGCAGCUCCCGCCCCAGGAGCCAUCAAGGGCCCCAUCUGCACGACCGGAGUUGCCCCGCAUUCAGACGUCUCCCGCACGACAGCGGAACUCUGGGACACCUUGGGUGCAGCGAGCCCCUGGUCACCAGAGGGUUCCAAGCGAUUCUGCAGACAACAUUGCAUCUCAGGGGCUAGAUUUGCGCAGGGGAGUUUCUCGUUCCGUGACACCACUUGACAAUACCCAGAGUCAAGGAAGCAACGAAGGGGACAUUUCCGACGUGUCACCAGUAGAAUCACUUCGAGGUGCGGCUCAAUACCCGGUCCAGGGAGCCUCGCAGAAUGGCACCCAAGAAAGACGUGUGCAUUCUAACGCCCCGUCUUGGGGUACCAUUCCGUCGGCGUCAGAUGGCACGUCAGUGGCAUCGGCAUCGCAUCUGGUCAUGGCUGGGACCUCUCGCCCUUCAGCUGUCCCGUACGCUCUCGAUGUUUUCAUACCCUCGGCCACUAUUGGUAAUGCAUGGGUCGAAGAUGAGGCUGUCUCGAACCACGCGGUUGGAAGACUUUCCAAUACGCAGACUUGGCCACUGGCCUCAGAGCAGCCUGAAGCUGCACAGGCAGCCGUGACAGCAAAUUAUCCCCAUUCGGCUCCUCCAACAGGCGCAAACAACACCGAUAUCAUAGCUGCGGCUCUACCUCCGCUGCCAAGGCCAGAUCAGCUGUCAAGCUUGCACAAUCGACGGGAUUCGUCGGCUCCGCGUAGGGCUUCGGGUAGUUUCCAGUUUCCUCGCGUGCCGGUUGGACGCGACGCCCAAGAUCCCUUCCCCCCGACAUCCACGCGGCAUAGUCAAGUUCUGAACAUCCAACCUCCUGCUCCUGAACCAGAACAGCCGCUCAUCAUCAGCACGCCUACUGGUGUCUCUGGGGCCUUCGAUCCUCCAGGUCGUCGAACAUCUCAGAGAAGCCGGCCCGAGCCCAUUUUGCAUGCACCAGUGCCCCUACAUCCCCGGGCAACGCUGGGCUCUACCACCUCACUACGGCCUACAGCUGAGUGCCUCGAGACCAUGUACAGCGUCGCGAGCUUUGGUGACCAUACUCAUGGAGUUGAUGUUCGCCAUUACCAUAGCAACCAAAUUCCCGUGCCAGCGGUGCCCUCAUCCCAAUUGACCUCAUCGUCCUUGCGCCAUCACACGAGCUUGACCCGGACGCAAAGCCGGGCAAGAAGGAGCGCUGCGAAGAACGUGCAGGAUGCCAAAGGACGAGGGUGGACUGGCCGGCGUAAGAACAAGAAAAGGAAAGACACAGAUACUGCCAGCAGCGCGGCAUGGACUGACGUUACGUGGGCUUCGAAUGCACCGAGGGGCGGUCAGGUCAAGGAGCGGAGGUGUGUAGUCAUGUGA